CUGAAGAGGCUCCGCCCCUUCACCCGCCUUCUUCCAGUAGGCAAUACUUUUUUUUGGCCCUCCUUUAAAAGUCUCGCGAUAGGCCACCCGCUUCCCAUAACUCCGUGCGCUCGCCCCUCCCGUCCUCUUUCCGCCAUCUUUCCGCGCCGCCAUAAUGGUGCGCAUGAAUGUCCUGGCAGAUGCUCUCAAGAGCAUUAACAAUGCUGAAAAGAGAGGCAAACGCCAGGUGCUUAUUAGGCCAUGCUCCAAAGUCAUCGUGCGAUUUCUGACUGUGAUGAUGAAGCAUGGUUACAUUGGCGAAUUUGAAAUCAUCGAUGAUCACAGAGCUGGGAAAAUUGUUGUGAACCUCACAGGCAGGUUAAACAAGUGUGGAGUGAUCAGCCCCAGGUUUGAUGUACAACUCAAAGAUCUAGAAAAAUGGCAGAAUAAUCUGCUCCCAUCCCGCCAGUUUGGUUUCAUUGUACUGACAACCUCAGCUGGCAUCAUGGACCAUGAAGAAGCAAGACGAAAACACACAGGAGGGAAAAUCCUGGGAUUCUUUUUCUAGGGAUGUAAUACGUUCAUACAAAUAAAAUGCCUCACUGGACUCUA
This is a messenger RNA of Felis catus (domestic cat), 591 nucleotides long. RefSeq names its product ribosomal protein S15a (gene RPS15A). Bases 155 to 547 code for a protein of 130 amino acids. The transcript is spliced from 5 exons. Gene Ontology annotation, cellular component: cytosolic small ribosomal subunit; ribosome. The record is from RefSeq and is a predicted model, not a curated record. Gene Ontology annotation, molecular function: structural constituent of ribosome. Gene Ontology annotation, biological process: translation. NCBI's taxonomy places the organism in Eukaryota, Metazoa, Chordata, Mammalia, Carnivora, Felidae.